GCCGGUUUAAAAACGAAAUAGCCAUCAGCGCACAAAUGGAAGAAGAAGAAGAAGGGUCUUAAGGCGAUUUGCGAUUCCCUUGUUCCGGCCUUAGACGAAUCGAUCAACAACAGAGCCUUAGCUAAGGGAACACAAAUCUUGAUGCACUUAAUGAUGGACCGUCGCUUGAAAUCUAGAUCACGUGAAUUCAAUGGCAUCCGAGAAGUGGAACACUCGUUUUGUGAUAUUCAAAAAACAAAAUUGGUAUAUAUUAUGCAAAAAGAAUAUGCAACUGUGAACCCCUCAUUAGUUGAUGCGGUUGGCACUGAUGGGCUUUCAACAUGCGUAGGACUUAUCAUUCGAAAUCCUAAAAAUAGAAAGAUAUCUGUUGCGCAUAUAGAUAUUCCCAAUAUUGUUGAAGCUGGCCUAGGGCAAAUGUUGUCUUCCAUUUCUAAUCAGGACUCCAAUGCUAGUUAUGAUGUGCACUUAAUUGGUGGUUACAAAGACAUUUCGUAUGAACAUAAAAGGUGGCGGCAAGGAGUUUCUCUUACCCUAUGUUCCAAAAUAAUUGAAGUCCUAUUCAAGAGCCCUGCAAAAUUCAACAUUCAAACUCUACAUGUUCUUGAUCACAAUACCCAAUAUGAUAGGGAGAAAAAUGCAUAUAGAAUCUUCGAAGGUUUCAUUGUGAAAACUGAUACCGGAUCAAUACUUCCAGCACGCUUUCAUGAAACUACAAAAGGCCCAGCUAUAAUUCUUAGAGAAGCUCGUCGAAGUCUUUGCGUCAUUGAUUCCAAUUGGAAGAAUAGGUUGUUAUACACCUAUGAUACUGACUCUGACAGAUACAUCAUUGCUCCUAUCUCUUGGGAUGAAACCGCAAUAGAAGGACCUAAGCAACUACUAGGUUUAUCUGAUGAAGACUUUGCUAAGGUGUAUUAUUAUGCUCCACCUCUCCAGAUUGAUCAUGACUACAUACGUUAUUUGAAAAG
Cuscuta europaea is the source of this 965-nucleotide messenger RNA. Lineage: Eukaryota; Viridiplantae; Streptophyta; Magnoliopsida; Solanales; Convolvulaceae. The record is from the annotation of a GenBank genome assembly.